Molecule: messenger RNA, 952 nt
Organism: Aplosporella prunicola CBS 121167
Lineage: Eukaryota; Fungi; Ascomycota; Dothideomycetes; Botryosphaeriales; Aplosporellaceae
Exons: 1
Coding region: 143-718 (191 amino acids)
Source: RefSeq, a predicted model, not a curated record
CGCGCGACUGCGCCGACUGCCUAUUUUGAACGGGCCUGCGCUGCCUGCCCACCCAACCUGCCCGCCCAUGUCACCCACCCAGCGUCACCGGAUUCUGGCUUCGAAAGUGAGGCUAAAUCAUUGCGCUCCAUAACUCUUACGAAUGUCGCUGCCUUUGGGACACGAAGUUUCACCUCUGGACACCCAGCUGGAGCAAGUGACGCAUCUCACAGCUGGAUGCGUGCUUUUGUGCAAUCCUCCGGAGCAACAGAAAACUUGUGGUCGUCAAGGGAAAAAGGACAACGACAAGAUGCACAAUUCGCCUGAUUCCAUGCCCUGGCCUUUCGAUGUUGCCAAUUGGUGUCGCUCAUGGCCUUCCGUCUUGUUGCCACAGCGUUGUGCAAAAGCCGUAGAGGGAGGAGGAAGACAACAUUGUCCUGGCUUUUCAAGGCUCUUCAUCCCGAGAUGCGCGUCGGUGUACGGAAAAGAUACAGAAGAGGUAAUUCCCUUGGUGCCUAACCGGAGAGCGCUUGUAUGCUUGGUGGGUUGUUAUUCUACAUUGCAUUUUGACAGUGGCGUUCUGUCUACGAGUAACGGUCUCGAUGCGCUUUCCAUUUUCGCUGUCGAAGAUGAUGACUGGAGACAAAUGGCGAGAAAGCGUCGAGACAAGAAAAUCCAAGAGAACUCUGAAGGGAAAAAGGAAGAAAGAAAAAGAAAGACGACAGAAGACAAAAUAUAAAAGACAAAAAAAAAGACUCAGAAGUUAUAAUACUCAAGAAAAGAGUUGUGACCAGCUGAACAAGGAGAAAAAUCUGAAACCAAGGCACGAUCCAAGAUCUUUCCCCAAACUUCCGAAGGGAGAGAGGAUCUGUUGGCAAGGUACCAAACAUGUGAAUGACUUGAUCGUUUGAAGAAUCGGAAGUUCGAUUUGUUCCCAAUUUCAAUGUCGAAUCGUCUGAUGGAAGAUGACGGA